Molecule: messenger RNA, 1121 nt
Organism: Callorhinchus milii (elephant shark)
Lineage: Eukaryota; Metazoa; Chordata; Chondrichthyes; Chimaeriformes; Callorhinchidae
Gene: tceanc2
Product: transcription elongation factor A (SII) N-terminal and central domain containing 2
Exons: 4
Coding region: 35-670 (211 amino acids)
Biological process (GO): DNA-templated transcription
Cellular component (GO): nucleus
Source: RefSeq, a predicted model, not a curated record
UCGUCAGUCGGUGCCGCCUGGGCCGGUGGGCGCUAUGCGGCGGUUCCUGGUGAAGAGGCCGCAGCCUCCGGCUCAGCCCCCGGCCCAGGCCCAGGCCCCGCAGCGAGCCAAGGCCUACCGCCAGGCAACGCUCGAGUCGCUGAAGAGAGUUGUGGUGAUUGAAGACAUUAAGAGAUUCAAAUCUAUGUUGGAACUGCCUGGACAAACAAAGGAAGUGUUGCUGGAAGCGUUGUUGGAAUUAAAGAAAAAAAUUCCCUCCCGUGAAGUGCUGAUCUCAACCAAGAUAGGGCACACUGUGAAUAAGAUGCGUAAAAAUUCAGACCCAGAAGUAGCCAGUCUGGCAUUGGAUGUUUACACCAUGUGGAAAACUUUCCUCGAAGAGAAUGCAAACAAAGAAUCCAUAGAGGUACGAAGUGACACUACAAGUGAACUUCUUCGCAGGAAUGCUCGGAAACUCUUAACUGAAGCCAUGGAAUUAGAGAAUGACCACCCUCUGGUUGACAGCAUUGAGCGAGAGGUUUUCCAUCAGGCUUCCCGUCUAAUCAGCCUCUCGUACCGCCGUACAGUGCGAGCUCUUGUUUUCACUCUGAAGCACAAGCCUGAAAUACGAGAGCAAGUUAUCAGCGGCAGACACCCAGUAAGAGAACUCGUCAAAAGCCACAAGAAGUGAGGUGUUAUUCACAGAAUGUGAAGGUUUACAGGGACAACAGCUCAGCUCCUUUUUUUUAAUUCCUGAAAGGAUUGUAAUGAAGCUAGAUGUUUAUAAAUUUUUAUAAAUGUGCUGAUGGUUACAACAGUACGUCAGUACUGAUUGCAAUUGGGUACAAAAGUUACAACGAUUUCAGUGCAACAGAAACUUCUGGAAGAAAGGGGACCCGUCACUGAUGCAUUCACAACAGAGAAGUGAGAAAGCGUCAUGACCAAGAAUUCUAAUAUUCUGUGAACAGGAAUCUAUUUAUGUUUGUAAUCAUUCUUCACAUCACGCUGCCUGGAGCCUGAGCUGUGACAUCUGGGGACUUGUGCGGUCUCAGGUGGAUGCUGAUUGAAGUUCAUUGAAUAUCCAUCAGAUGGUGCUGCAGGUUGAUGUGUUAAGCUGACGGCUGUUUUAUAUAACUUGACGG